This is a messenger RNA of Puntigrus tetrazona (Sumatra barb), 3090 nucleotides long. Its product is annotated as FH1/FH2 domain-containing protein 1. The coding region runs from base 1048 to 2664 and encodes 538 amino acids. Gene Ontology annotation, molecular function: actin filament binding. The record is from RefSeq and is a predicted model, not a curated record. Gene Ontology annotation, biological process: cortical actin cytoskeleton organization; actin filament network formation. The transcript is spliced from 9 exons. NCBI's taxonomy places the organism in Eukaryota, Metazoa, Chordata, Actinopteri, Cypriniformes, Cyprinidae. Gene Ontology annotation, cellular component: cytoplasm; cytoskeleton.
CAAAUGAAAAGAAAAAAUAUUUUUAGUACAUCAAUGCAAAUGGUUGCUAAGUGCUGGAAAGUCCUUGAAGCUACUACAUAAACAGCCGUAUAAAAGAGCCAUUUUGUCUCAAAAAUGACAUGAAAUGAAACUGCAAAGAAAUAUGGAUGUGUUUACAGACGCUGAACUGGAAACCGACUUUGCAUUAGUUUCACACAACCAGGCGGUCGGUUCUCAAAACAGCUUGAACUGGGUUCUUCGAUGCUUUCAGUUGACUUUUAAGAAAACUUUCGGCAAGCAUCAAGCAACGUUCAGUUAUUGUUUCACCUGUUUAAAGGUCCAGUAGAUGAACAUGAUUAAAGAGUCUUUCACACCGUAUGCAGUUCCACUUCCAGCAGGGACCGACUCUCAAAGGACUACAAAGGGACGUCGUUAUAACCUGAGAAAAGACGAAAGGGUGGAGACAGAGAGAUAGUGAAGCUGUGUGUACAGAAGCAGCCAUAUAAACAGGAGAUGCUGGAGAGAUAAGGAAAUUAAGGGAAAGGGCGCAACUCAAAUAAACACUCAAACAAACACACUCUUUUCUGUCUAAACGACCCCUCAUAACGUCUGGGACUCGGACAGAGCACCACGUCUCUCUCGCAAAUACCGGGCACCCCACAGCAUUUGACUUCUUGCAGAAGCUCAAAACUCUCAGCCGAGUGUGAGGGACCAUGCUGCUCUCCACAAGCUCUUCACAAGCCAUCAGACAGAUGCUGCAGAAGUUCAGACUUCAUGCCUAAAGCUACAGUGGAGGUCCUCGGAGGAGAGGCGUCAUCUGAAACCGCCGCUGCAUGUUCUUCAUGGUCCUGUGAACGGAUUAACCUUCGUUUUAAAGACGGUUCUGCGUUUUUGGAAAUGCAGGAGGAGUUGCAUGUUCUUCUGGACGCUGAUCAUUUUUAUUGAGGUCAACCAUUUCUGCUAUACAGAAGUAUAUUCAGGCUGGAUAUUGGAUUGUUGAGUUUAUUUGGAGCAACGCAAAGUGCGUAUAUUUAGUUAAAAUUUUGAAUAAAACACCAAGGGUAUCCAAUGAAAGAAGCAGAAUCUUCUCUUCUCGACACCUCCUGGUCCUCCCUCGUGAAACACGCCCCUCUGCUCCGCCUCAACACCCUCGACUUCUCCGACCUAUGGGAUGAUGAGGAUCUCGAGCUGGACAGCACCGAUGAAGACUCCUCCCAAACUACGUCCAAUCGGAUAGCAGCCACUCCCGUCCCCCCGCCUCCUCCUCCUUUAGCCACGCCCCUCUCUGUGGCGAGCGAAUCAGCGCGGCCGUCGGGCUGUCGCACCCUGAGGCUCCACUGGAGUGCGCUGUCGAGUCUGCAGCCUUUGCCGAGAGUGGGCCGCUUCGGGCUUCAGUCGAUCUGGGCCGGUCUGGAACCGGUUCGGCUGGACACCAAUAGACUGGAAUACCUGUUUGAGAGCAAGAGCGGCAAAAGCAGCGCCCUCUGCGGUCUGAAGGGGGCGCGACAGCAGAAGCAGCCGUGUGUGUCUGUGUUGGGUGUAAAGCGCAGUAACAUCAUCACUAUAGCUCUGAGCAGCCUGCCGCCGGUUCACCUGCUUCCUCCCGCCAUUCACAGCAUGGACGACACCGUACUAGACAGAGAGGACCUCCAGAGGUUGCAGACGCUGGUUCCCACCGAAGAGGAGCUGAAUCUGAUAAAGGAGGCGAGAGCGCAGGCCCCUCGUUCAGCUCUGGGCCCCGCAGAGCAGUGUCUCCUGACCCUGGGCGGCGUUCCUCAUCUGAGCGCCAGACUGCAGCUCUGGGCCUUCACUGUGGACCACGACGCGCUGGAGAGGGAAAUUGCAGAGCCGCUCUUCCACCUGAAGCUUGCCAUGGAGCAGCUGGCGGCCAAUCAGACGUUCCGCUGCAUCCUAGCGACCGUGCUGGCCGUCGGUAACUUCCUGAACGGCUGUAAGGCGAAGGGGUUUGAGUUGAGUUACCUGGGCAAACUCUCUCAGGUGAGAGACACUCACGGCCGGCGGCCUCUGCUUCAUCAUGUUUGUGUGCUACUGCUCCAGCUUUACCCACAAUCCUCGGAUCUGUACUCUGACAUCACUGCCGUCACAAAAGCCAGCAAGUGUGACUACACACAAGUGCAGCUGAAUCUCUCGCAGCUUGAGUCGCUUUGCAAAGCAUGCUGGGAUCAACUCCGACUACUUGAGAAGGAUGGGAAGAAGAAGAAAAGUGGAGGAAGAAAAGAGGAAGGUGGAGAAGAAGCGACGCUCCAUCAGAGGCUUACCCAGUUUCUGAAAGACUGCGAGGAGAGACUGAAGGUGCUUCGAGCCGUUCACCGAAGAGUCAUCAACAGAUUCCACUCGUUCCUGCUCUUCCUCGGUUACUCGCGCACCAUGGUGAGAGAGACGAGUGCAGAGGUGUUUUGUAAGACCGUCGGUGACUUCGCUCUGGAGUACAGAGCCGCUCGCAACGCCAUCCUUCAACAGAGAGAGAGAGAGAAGGACAAGCAAAACACACCUAAACUCAAAACCAGACUCCGGCAAAACCCAUCUGAUGAGAAUCAGGAGCAGGUGAAACUUGAAGAGGUUUUAAAGACUCCUGAAUCAACGCCUUCAUCGUCUUCCUACUUUGACUUCACUCUUCCACGACAACGCAGCAAGACGAGUGACAAGAAGGGUAGCCCGUUUUAAAAUGGUUGUCACCCCCGAGAGCUGAAGUGGUGAUCUCCAUUCCUUAUUUCCUCUAGCGUAGCUGUGACGUGUUAGCUUGUCAACUAUAUUUUUUGACUGUGGAAGCAAAACUUGAAAUGAUUAUUAUUGGUGUUUUAUUUUUGGUCAAUUCUUUUGCAUUGUGGGUAAGUUAGCUGCUGUCCCAAAUCUCAGUAACUCAGAGAGUCAAAAGCAUUGAUUUUGGAUGCUGAAUGAAUGGUUUUGUUUCAUUAUUGAUUUAAUGCUUAACCAUGUGGUAAAAACAUCACCUGGCCUGCCUUUGCUAUGUGUUUCACAUUAUAUUAACGGUACAAACUACAAUAAACUGUUAGCAGUGUAGCAUCGUUCUUGUCAUAAUUCCCUGUAUUGAUUCAGAAUUUCAAAUAAAUAAUAUGGUGAUGAUCAUCA